UCAUUUGACGCUUGGAAUAAAAAAAACAUUCCGGUAAUUACGGAUUCUUAGCACGAUUAUUAUUGUACAUGAUCGUCUAAAGUACGUUGUGGUGGUAAAUGACAAAGUAUCAAAAAUCUCGACUCAACGACAUUCUAUAGUAUAAACAUUUUGUAAGAGACUUUCUUAAACACACUUGUAGAGUGAUUAUCUAACAGAAUAUAAUAGAAUAGGGAAAGAAUUUUGAUGGCAGCCUUGAAGUUAUAUUUAUUCAAAUAACAAAAUUUGUUGUAAUUAACUUUUUCUAUUAGUGUGGAGAAUGCAUUAGAGACGUAUGCGUAGGAGACGUAAUAAAGAAUUUGGUAAUUAUUUACAAGUAAUGUCACUUCAUUUAUUUCGACGAUUUUUUAAUAUAUUGCAGAAAUCAAUAUUUUGAACAACGUUUUUUCCUUUUGUUUGUAAUUUAUAAGUUUGGGUUAGGCGUUAUUUUAUUCGGUCCGCUCGCUGUCGAACGGCUAACAACCAAUAUUUUAAAGCGUACGUUGUCACGAACGUGCAAAUAUGAGCAAAAUUCUUUGUAGUGAUACCGAGAGCUUAUGGGAAUAUCUCGAAAAUUAAAAGAGUCCAGCAAUAAUAUGCAAGGGAAAAAGUUGUUCAAGAUAUUGAUUUCUACAACAUAUUAAAAAAUCAUCGAAAUCGGUCAGGUGGCAGUACAUGUGAAUAAUUAUCAAGAAUUUUUUUUAUAGAAGAUAAAUAAAUACAUAUGUAUUUUACUGUGUACAAGAUGAUUAUCGCUCUGGGAAUUUUAAGAUUUGCAAAAUACUGUUACCAACGUGUAGAAGUCAAUGUUAGACAUUGAUCUUGCCACUGGCCCACGUAACACAAUACUUUAUGGGCAGAAAACUGCUAAAAAAGAGGAAGAGAGAAAAGACGAAGAAUUCAAAUGCCCCGAAGGUCAAGGCAAUGGUAAUUUUGCAGAUCCAGCUACAUGCAGAAGAUUUUAUCAGUGCGUCGACGGCUAUCCGUAUCUAAACAGGUGUCCGUCGGGGCUACAUUUCGAUGAUAUUAGUAAAUUUUGUACUUUUAAAAAUGAAGCACGUUGCGGACCUAUUGCCACAACCCCACCGCCCGUCACCGAACCACCAAUUGACUUAGCAGAGAAGUGUGAUCCCGCAAACUGUCAGUUACCUUAUUGUUUUUGUUCAAGAGAUGGUACGAUAAUUCCUGGUGGUCUUCACCCAGAAGAAACACCACAAAUGAUAAUAAUGACAUUCGAUGGAGCAAUUAAUCACAAUAACUUUGAUCAUUAUCAAAAAAUAUUUGCCACUAAUCGAUUAAAUCCAAACAACUGUCCUUUGAAAGGAACAUUCUUUAUCUCUCAUGAAUAUUGUAAUUACAAUAUGGUACAAAGUUUAGCACACGAUGGACAUGAAAUUGCUACUGAGACUAUAUCACUACAAAAGGGAUUAGAAGAUAAAGGAUAUGAAGAAUGGGUUGGAGAAAUGAUAGGAAUGCGAGAGAUACUUAAGCAUUUUAGUAAUAUUUCAAUAAGUGAAAUUGUAGGCAUGAGAGCUCCAUAUUUAAAACCAGGUCGAAAUACUCAGUACAAAGUAUUGGAAGAUUUUGGAUACAUAUAUGAUAGCAGUAUCGGAAUUUCUCCAUUAAAAGUACCAAUUUGGCCAUACACUCUCGAUUAUAAGAUUCCACAUGAAUGUAAAGCAGGCACAUGUCCUACUAAAUCAUUUCAAGGAGUAUGGCAGUUACCACUGAAUGCACAUUAUGUUGAAAGCUAUGAAGGAGGACAUUGUCCAUAUUUGGAUCAAUGUGUGCUUCACAAUCAUGAUCCUGAAGAAGUUUUUGAGUGGUUACAAGAAGAUUUUAAUCGUUAUUACGAACAAAAUAGAGCACCAUACAUGAUGCCAUUUCAUACUAACUGGUUCCAAAUAAAGGAACUUGAACGUGGACUGUCAAAGUUCCUUGAUUGGGCAGUAACGCUAUCCGAUGUAUACUUUGUAACAGCUACUCAAGCACUUACAUGGAUAACUGAUCCAAAACCAAUAAAAUCUCUGAAUAAUUUUGAAGGAUGGUCAUGUAAAAAGAAAGAAAAUCUUCCUGGACCACCGUGUAACAAUCCAAAUAAAUGUGCUUUAGAUUUCAAACCUACAGAAUCAAAUUUCACUACAACAAGGUAUUUAGAAACAUGCAGGGAAUGUCCUAAUAAAUAUCCCUGGUUGGGAGAUUCAAAAGGAACUGGACUGUACAAUGAUAAUUAUAAUCCUGAAAAGAAAUAGAAAUGUUCAAAAUCUAGAAUGAUAAUUAGAAAGAAUUUAAUUAAUUCUCAUUUGUUGUUGUUUAUAUAAAUAACAUUUAUAAUAAACGUAAAAUCUUUUUACUUGGAAGCAGUUCAAGGCAAUAUACAAUAUACGUAUAUAAAAAUGAAAAAUAUAUUAAAGAG
Molecule: messenger RNA, 2434 nt
Organism: Bombus terrestris (buff-tailed bumblebee)
Lineage: Eukaryota; Metazoa; Arthropoda; Insecta; Hymenoptera; Apidae
Gene: Cda4
Product: chitin deacetylase 1
Exons: 9
Coding region: 825-2270 (481 amino acids)
Biological process (GO): carbohydrate metabolic process
Cellular component (GO): extracellular region
Molecular function (GO): chitin binding
Source: RefSeq, a predicted model, not a curated record